AUCGACAAGUCCAGUAGCGCGGAGCUUACUGAAGCCAUCAACUCGAUGUUUCGCUGGUAUAAGAACGCCGACGUAUGUUUUGCGUACCUCUCUGAUGUUUCAUCGAAUGAUGGCAGGUCAGCGUUUCGGGAGAGUAGGUGGUUUACGCGUGGAUGGACCCUUCAAGAACUGAUCGCACCGGUCUUUGUUCUCUUCUUCACAGAAGACGGGACUUUUCUUGGAAACAAGCAGGCACUUCAGAAUGAUUUGCACGAAAUAACAGGGAUUGCUCGGUCAGCCUUUCAGUCGACUAACCUGUCGGAAUUCGAUGUUGAUGAGCGCAUGUCCUGGACUUUGGGCUGACAAACCAAGCGCGAAGAAGAUAAGGCAUAUUGCCUUCUAGGAAUAUUUGACGUUUAUUUGCCGCUGAUUUAUGGGGAAGGGAAACACAAUGCCUUUCUCCGACUUCAAAGAGAGAUUGGACAACAUCAUCACAAGAGCCUCUCUGGAACAACGCAGCCUUCUUCCAUGCGAUCUCAUGGACCGAAAUUCAAACACUGGUCAGAAGAAGAACUGGUUGUGCCGGCAAAUUCCAAAUCGGACUGUCAAACGCUCGCUCGGCAGCUUUACACUAUGGUCUCACAGCGGCGUGA
Molecule: messenger RNA, 632 nt
Organism: Boeremia exigua
Lineage: Eukaryota; Fungi; Ascomycota; Dothideomycetes; Pleosporales; Didymellaceae
Exons: 1
Coding region: 46-342 (98 amino acids)
Source: RefSeq, a predicted model, not a curated record